Erythranthe guttata (spotted monkey flower) is the source of this 713-nucleotide messenger RNA. RefSeq lists its product as uncharacterized. The record is from RefSeq and is a predicted model, not a curated record. Lineage: Eukaryota; Viridiplantae; Streptophyta; Magnoliopsida; Lamiales; Phrymaceae.
GAGGGAAAGGUGCCGGGCAUUUCUUAAUUAGGGUUUAUUGAUGAGUCAAUUGGGGGAAUUAUUGACGAUGAUGUUGUCGGAGAGAGGAAGAAGUGGCCGGCCGGUGUUAUCUCAACAAGGUAAGAAUGGAUGAGCUGAAAGAGACGGCCGCCUCAGCGGCGAGAAGAACAAAGGAGUUGUUGACCGGUAAUGCGGAGGAGCUUGAUCGGAAAGCUCUACUAGGCGGCGACACUAAUCAGGAAAAGUACAGAGAGACAGAAUUCAAAGCUAGAGAGAAGAUGGAAGAGCAGAAGCUCAACAAAGAAGAUGAGGCAAAGCAGAGAGUUGCCGCCGAUCGUGAAACGGCUGCCGACAGAGGAGUUGCAGCAAGAAAGAACAUAUAUGGUGCAAUAGGGAGUGUUAAGGAUGCAAUAAAGGAGAAGCUAACAUAUCCAACAGAUAUAGUUCAUGAAGCACGUGCCUCACGUGAGUAUGGUGGACCGAAAAGAGCGGAGAAGGAGAAGCUGGUUGAUGAGACUGAGGAAGGUCCUUAUGGACCUGCAGCUUUUCCUAGUGUUCAAACUUCUGAUUAGCUUCUAUGCAUGCCUCUUUAUGUAAUUAUUAUGUAACUAUGUAUUUGUUACCACCUUUUCUUUUUACUAUAUAAAGUUCGGGUUAUCGGGGUUCGCAUUUUUGGUGAAGUCCGAUUUUUUUUUUUAGAAUUCAGAAACUAA